Schistosoma bovis is the source of this 1798-nucleotide messenger RNA. NCBI's taxonomy places the organism in Eukaryota, Metazoa, Platyhelminthes, Trematoda, Strigeidida, Schistosomatidae. The record is from the annotation of a GenBank genome assembly.
UGUGUUUCGGAUUCUUUUCAUUCAGUUAAAAGGAUUGACUGGAAGAAGUAAUUCAAUGUACACUAAUUUUCUAAAUUUUGAUUGCAUAUCGUAUUGCAUAUCGUAUUGCAGAGCGGAAUUUCAAACAGGUGAUGUUCGGAGCUUUUAGGAUCGUCUUGUCUUGUAGUUGGUUUUAAGUAGCCUAUGUUAAUUAGUAGGUCGUUGAAACACUGUAAUUGUAUCACAAAAUUUGUGGUCAUCAAUAUUUUCAUGUUUCAUCUGCAAUACAGAGCAACUAAUGGUUCCUUCGCAUGUGACAAACAUUAUGAAGUUGGUUGUAUUGUUGCAUACAUACAUUGCAAACAUUAUCUAUAUGAAACAACAGAGGAGACUGUUUAAUCUAUACAGCAUUUUGUUUGUUAUAUAGUCAACGAAUGCUAUAAUUUUGUACAUAUAGGUAUCUAUCUAUCUAUUUAUUUAUCUAUCUAUCGAUAGAUAGAUAUAUAUAUAUAGCCCUUACUCUAAAGGAAGUGUUUAUGUUGAUAUCUGUAGUGACUGUGUACGCAUGGCGAUGUUCGAGCAUUUUUAGAGGGAGAGCUGACUCAUCACCCUCGAUCUUACCAGGGCAUUUCGAGGACUCGUCUAAAUUCUUCAGUCAGUUUGCGUUAUCAGGUUGUCUUAAAGAAUUAUUUCGUCGGCACCACACUUGUAGAGUGUAAAAAUGUUACGACUGGCACUAUUGCAAAUGUUCGUGGGUGCAGAUAAGACUGCCAAUAUAAAACGUGCUUCUGAAUUAAUUAGUCGAGCUGUAUCUGAGCAUUCACCUCACCUUGUAUGCCUUCCGGAAUGCUUUACCUCCCCUAUUGGUGCAAAGUAUUUUGGACCCUAUGCAGAAACUGUUCCAAACGGUCCGUCAUGCCAAAUGCUAUCAGUUGCUGCUAAAUCUCAUAAAAUAUGGCUUGUCGGUGGUUCUAUCCCUGAACGUGGACCUGAUGGCAAGUUAUAUAACUGUUGUGCAACAUAUAAUCCAGAUGGUGAACUAGUUGGCUUAUAUCGUAAAUUACACUUGUUCGAUAUUGAUAUACCAGGUCAGUUUACAUUUAAAGAAUCAGCUUCACUUAGUUCUGGUAAAGAGACAUUCUCUUUUGAGAUACCUUUAAAAAAUGCCGAGAAUAAAAUUUCAGUAAUACGAGUUGGAAUUGGUAUAUGUUAUGAUAUUCGUUUUCCGGAACUAUCACUUCUUUAUGCUAAUCAAUUAGGAUGUCAAUUACUUUUAUUCCCUGCUGCAUUCAAUCCUAAAACUGGAUCUUUACAUUGGGAAUUAUUGGGUAGAGCACGUGCUUUAGACACACAAUGUUAUGUUGGAAUGUGUAGUCCAGCUUGUAAUCUAGAAUUAGAUUAUAUAAGUCAUGCUGAAUCAUUGAUCACUUCACCAUGGGGUAUAGUUAUAGCUAAAGGCGGUAAAGAGGAGGAAAUCAUAACAGCUGAUUUAGACUUUUCUGAAUUGAAAUGUGUUCGUGAAAGUAUUCCAAUUGGUCGACAACGGCGUUUAGAUAUUUAUACUACACCGAAAUUAGUUAAAAAACAAUCAUAAACAUAUUUGUCUCUUAUUUAUCGAUUACAUUCUUUGUGAUAUAUUAUUUGACUGUUGAUCAUUAUACACUUUAUAAACUUGAUUAAAUUCUGUAUUACACAUUACUUUUGUCUAUUAACAAAGAAUAUUCUCGAGUGAUAUUUUGACUUCAGUUGUUUAUCCUAUUCUGUAUAAUCCAUUGGUCAGUCAUAAUAACCUGAUUAUGAUAUAGUCGAUUAUGAGUCA